Ogataea haglerorum is the source of this 942-nucleotide messenger RNA. RefSeq lists its product as uncharacterized. NCBI's taxonomy places the organism in Eukaryota, Fungi, Ascomycota, Pichiomycetes, Pichiales, Pichiaceae. The coding region runs from base 1 to 942 and encodes 313 amino acids. Gene Ontology annotation, cellular component: cytosol. The transcript has a single exon. Gene Ontology annotation, molecular function: aldose reductase (NADPH) activity; oxidoreductase activity, acting on NAD(P)H as acceptor. The record is from RefSeq and is a predicted model, not a curated record.
AUGUCCACACCUUCGUUUACUCUCGCACGCACCGGCGACAAAAUCCCUGCCAUUGCGUUCGGCAGCGGCACCAAGCACCAGAAAAAGAAGAAGGGCGACCCCGUCCUCAAGGACUCCGUGGACGAGUCGCUCGUCGACAUCAUCAAGUUUGCGCUCACAGAGGGCAAAUUCACCCACCUCGACACGGCCGAGGUGUACACGACCCGCAUUGAGGUCGGCAUGGCGAUCGCGGAGUCGGGCGUGCCACGCAGCAAGCUCUGGAUCACCGACAAGUGGAACCAAGGCUGGGGAGGCAGGCACCGGUCGACGACUCCGUCGGGGCCGUACGAGUCGCUGGUCAAGGGCCUGGAGCUCAUGAAGAUCGACUACGUGGACCUGUUUCUGAUUCAUGCGCCGUUUUUCGGCGCAGACGCCAACGAGGUCACCGUGGAGGAGGCCUGGAGGCAGAUGGAACGGCUGGUCGACGAGGGCAAGGCGAGAAACAUCGGGGUGUCGAAUUUCGACGAGCCGAUGCUGCAAAAAAUCCUCGCUGUUUGCAAGUACAAGCCGCAGGUCAACCAGAUAGAGUACAAUCCUUAUCUACAGGAGCAGUCGCCCGGGAUUGUGGACUUCUGCAAGCGGAACGAGAUCCUGGUGGAGGCUUUUUCGCCGCUGACGCCGAUCGUCCCGACGAAGGUCACGGAGGGACCUUUGGAUCCGGUUUUGAGAGAGCUGGAGGCAAAAUACGGCGUCACCGACACGCUGCUGCUGCUCAGAUGGGUGUACCAGACAGGCGUUCUGCCGAUCACGACGUCGACCAAUAAGGAGCGGCUUAGAGACAUUAUGAAGGUGUGGGAGUUUGAGCUGGAGCCUAGCGACGUGGAGAAGAUCUCUGCGACGGGCAGAAAGCUCCACUAUAGAGGCUUCUUCCAGGACUACUUUGAGAAGUACGACAAGGCCUGA